Oxyura jamaicensis (ruddy duck) is the source of this 3915-nucleotide messenger RNA. RefSeq names its product cholinergic receptor nicotinic alpha 5 subunit (gene CHRNA5). Lineage: Eukaryota; Metazoa; Chordata; Aves; Anseriformes; Anatidae. Bases 108 to 1526 code for a protein of 472 amino acids. Gene Ontology annotation, molecular function: transmembrane signaling receptor activity; acetylcholine-gated monoatomic cation-selective channel activity. The record is from RefSeq and is a predicted model, not a curated record. Gene Ontology annotation, biological process: nervous system process; chemical synaptic transmission; monoatomic ion transmembrane transport. Gene Ontology annotation, cellular component: neuron projection; postsynaptic membrane; synapse. The transcript is spliced from 6 exons.
CCCCUCACGGCUCCCCGGCGGGGCGGGGCCAGCGGCGCCCGUCGGGAGCGGAGCCGAGCCCCGUGCCCGCCGCGGGGCGCUGAGGCGGUGGGGGUCGCGUCCGAGCCAUGGCCGAGCCGGGCGCCCAGCUGCGCUGCGGCCGCCCCCUGCUCCUCCUCGCCUGCCUCUUCGCGCCCGUCCUCGGCAAGCCCGGAGCCGGCCCCGCCGCCCGUGCCCCCUCCGCCGGCGUAUCUGAACCGUCUUUUAUUGCUAAAAGCGAAGAUCGAUUGUUUAAACACUUAUUUGAAGACUAUCAAAGAUGGGUUCGUCCAGUGGAACGCCUGAAUGAUACAAUAAAAAUCAAGUUUGGUCUUGCAAUCUCUCAGCUAGUAGAUGUGGAUGAGAAAAAUCAAUUGAUGACAACAAAUGUCUGGUUGAAACAGGAAUGGAUAGAUGUAAAAUUAAGAUGGAAUCCUGAAGACUAUGCUGGAAUAACAUCUAUUCGUGUCCCAUCAGAUUCUAUUUGGAUUCCAGACAUUGUGUUGUAUGACAAUGCAGAUGGACGUUUUGAGGGAACAUCUACAAAAACUGUGGUAAAAUAUGAUGGCACCAUUGCUUGGACUCCACCAGCAAACUAUAAAAGUUCUUGUACUAUUGAUGUAACCUUCUUUCCUUUUGACCUCCAAAACUGUUCUAUGAAAUUUGGUUCCUGGACUUACGAUGGCUCACAAGUUGAUAUAAUUCUAGAAGAUUAUGAUGUUGACAAAAGAGACUUUUUUGAUAAUGGAGAAUGGGAAAUAGUGACUGCAACAGGGAGCAAAGGAAAUAGAACUGACGGAUGCUGCUGGUAUCCCUUUGUUACAUAUUCGUUUAUAAUUAGACGUCUGCCACUCUUUUACACAUUGUUUCUCAUUAUUCCUUGUAUUGGACUUUCAUUUCUAACUGUCCUUGUCUUCUAUCUUCCUUCAAAUGAAGGUGAAAAAAUUUCCCUUUGCACUUCAGUCCUAGUAUCUUUGACUGUUUUUCUUCUUGUCAUUGAAGAGAUUAUUCCAUCAUCUUCUAAAGUUAUCCCACUUAUAGGAGAGUACUUGGUGUUCACUAUGAUAUUUGUGACAUUGUCCAUUGUGAUAACUGUCUUUGCUAUCAAUAUUCAUCAUCGCUCUUCAUCUACACACAAUGCUAUGGCACCUUGGGUUCGCAAGAUAUUUCUUCACAAGCUUCCCAAGCUGCUUUGCAUGAGAAGUCACGUAGAUAGAUACUUUGCGCAGAAGGAGGAAACAGGAAAUAUGAACGGAUCAGAAUCAUCUAGGAACACCUUGGAAGCAGCUCUAGAUUCUAUCCGGUAUAUUACGAGGCAUGUUAUGAAGGAAAAUGAAGUUCGUGAGGUUGUUGAAGACUGGAAAUUUAUUGCUCAGGUGCUUGAUCGAAUGUUCUUAUGGACUUUUCUUCUGGUUUCAAUAAUUGGAUCACUGGUGUUAUUUAUUCCUGUUAUUCAUAAAUGGGCAAGUAUAAUAGUACCUAUGCACAUAGGCAGUACAAAUGCAUAAAAUAUUUUUGGAUCUGUCUCCUGCUGACAUUCAUCUCUAAAAAGGUUUGCAGUUACUCUGUUUUCAUGCAUGUUCUUUAUAGGCAUGUUUCUGGUAAGAAAAAAAAAGGAAAAACCCCAAGCCAUAAAAUUAUUUUGAUGUUAAAGCAUGGCAUAUAGGACACCCAGAAGUCAAUUUGCUUAGUGCCAGUAUACUAAUGUACUUCUAAAUCAGGUCAGGCUCAAAAGAACCUUUUCAAGCACUUGCAUGUGUAUGUCAGAAACAGUAUAUACUGACACCUACUGAGAAGUAGGAUUUAACAUUUUUUAAUGAUGAUUGCUGUAGUCUCAUUAUUAAAUUACUAUGCAAAUUAUUCUAUGGCAUAUUAAAUGUUUGCAGAUGCUUACACAGUAGAGAUGCUUAUUUCAAUUUAUUAUAUUAUGCAAAGGUGAAUUUGUAUUGGCAUCAGCUGUCUUCAGUGUAUUGUACAGAGUUUCUACAGCGUGAAUUAAAAAUGAUAAAAAUAUCAUCUGAACUUUAUGCAUAUUCAGCAUACAAAUAGUGAUUUGGCUGUGUUGUAUCUAUAAAUUUUCAGUGGAAUUUGCUGCUGAACUUAAAACCUUUUUAACUCUAUCAUAUUAACGUGAACAUAUAACAUAGUAGGCCUUAAAACGCUUACAGGAUACAUGGAUAUUGAGAUCUCUGUAUCAGCUAUGGAAAGAGAGGCAAAGGCAAUUCAAUGAGAUGUCCAAGUUGCACAACUGUUCUAAUAGGUCAGAACAUUCAGAUUUCUUUAUUCUUGAUGAAGAUUGUGAUACUAAUCUUAGCUGCAACCAUGUUGCUUUUUCCGACCUUGUUUGUUUUGCAGAAUUAAGUUUUUAAGCACAAGUAGCAGGAAUUUGGAGAAUGCAUUUCUGAAGGAAAUAGGCUGAAAAUUCUUAUGCCAUAUAACAAAGUACAGACGAUAAAAUUUUAACCUUUGUUAAAUUGAAUUUAGAAAAUUACCUUUAUAUGUUCUCUCACUUGCAGAACCACAUAUAACUGAACAGCAAGGACUUAAAGCUUUCCAUACUUUUUUUUUUUUUUCCUGAGUGUUGAAAACUAAAUAACGUGUAUAUAUAUAUAUUACAACUUUUUAAUUAUAUCAUUAAAAUAUAUUUUAAUAAUGAAUUUAAAUUCAAAUUCAUUUCAGUGCCACUUUUCUUAAAAGUUUUAUUUCUGAAAGAGAUGAGAUGGUGUUUUCCUACACCUAAGUUUUGAUAGUUACUUACUAUGUUAUUUUAAAACACGUUUGUGUCCUGCAAAACUAAUGGAGUAAUGUUAAGGAAGAACAAAUCUUGGUAAGUUUUUUGUUUGGUUAAAUUCUCAGACCAAUAAUAACAUGUUUAGGUGAAAACUUUAAUGUAAAUUUUUAUAUUGUUAAUAAUGUAAGUAAUAGUAGUUAUGGAUUUGGGGAAAAGAUACAUUUUUCCUCUCUGUCACCUUUAGAAUAGCUCUAUUUGACAUUGUGCUGAUUAUAAUACCUAUUGCUUAUGUCAUAACUUAUAUAUAACCAGAAGUUUAUUUCAAAUUCUUUCACCUGCAGGAUGUUCUUGGUUUUGUAUAGCUUCUUCAGUCUCAUGGGCAGGGAAAUGAUGCCAACCAAUAUUCUAUUUUUUUUUAUAUAAUUUUAAAAAUGUAAUUUCAAAUAAUUAUGAUUGAAAAAGGAAUCUCUUCUUCUUCAGAUAUACAAUUAUAUCUGUCAUUAUAUAUCAGCAUAUUCUGUAUUCCCACAAUAACUUAUUUUAAAGUUGAAUUUAUCAUGAUUAUCUUAUUGAAUCCAUUAAUGUAAUUUUUAACUUUCUCAGUAUUACUAAGACUAAUGCAUCAGUAACUUUGUGUGAAAAUGCAGAAGUACUUUAGCUAUCUUAUUUUCUCUUCAAAAUCAAAAUUUCUUUUUAUAGUCCUCCUUGUUUUUGAAUUGCUUAUUGAAAUUUAUCUGAACAGAAAACAAAGUAAGGAAAGGUAUAGACUAUAUAUAUAUAAUAUAUAUAAAUUCCCUUACUGUAUCUUUUUGUUAAAUGAUGGCCGGAGAGUGCCCAAUUAUAUCAUGAGAUGUUUGGCAGCAUAUUGCCAAUGGAGUCCCUAUCUUUAUACUAGUAACUAACAAUUUUUGCAAAUCCUUGAAAUUCUUAAAGGUAUUUCUAUAAUCAUAUGAUAUGUUAGGAUUAGAAAGAUGAUGCUCAAAUCCUUGGGAUAUCCAGGCCAUUCUUAGGUGUGUUUGAAAUUAAAAAAAAAAUAAUAAUAAUAGACCCAGAAGCAUGCACCUUUAGUUAUGUAACUCGUUUCUGAAUGUGCUGAAUUGUACCUAAUGCUGCUUUAUAUGGCUUUUGUCACUCAGUCAAAAUAAAUGGGAAAAAAGAAAUCACUA